UUUUUGGUAAAGAGUACGAAGAAAUUGGCAAACCCUCCUCCUCUAGUCGCCAUUACUGCUAACACCUGUUGUUCAAAAUGGUUGAAACUCUGUUUGAAGAUAUAUUUACAGUCACUCAGAAAGAUCCUGAUGGAAAAAAAUUUGAUCGAGUUAAUCGCAUUGAAGCACGGAGUGAGCAGUUUGAUAUGUUCAUGCUACUGGAUAUAAACACUGAAAUAUAUCCUAUGCGCGUGAAGGAUAAAUUUAUGAUGGUUUUAGCUUCUACUUUGAACUUGGAUGGGACUCCAGAUACUGGUUAUUUCAUUCAGGGUAACAAGAAAUCACUUGCUGACAAGUUCGAAUAUGUCAUGCAUGGGAAGCUAUAUAGGAUCUCAGAGGAAGGUUCGGGGAAGCAUGUUAAAGCAGACAUUUUUGUUUCAUUUGGAGGACUUCUGAUGCAGCUGAGAGGAGAUCCAUCCAUUGCAGCUAAGUUUGAGCUUGAUCAGAAGAUUUUCCUUCUCAUAAGGAAGGUUUGAUGUAAACAAAUUUGGUAACAACUCAAUUUGAACUUAAAAGGCGACGGACUAUUUGUGAGCGCCUAAGCUAUUGGCACGUGAUAAAUCGCGUGGUGGUCUCAGUUUCUCAAGGAUACAAAAGAAUGUAAUUGAGAUAUAUAAUAACGUAGACCAUGGAACAAGAGCUCUAUAUAUGUUUUGCAAGGUCUUAAAAGUUUAGCCGUCUUAGAAUCAACUUCAGAUAUGCGGGUCAUUGCAGAGUGUGAAAGUUUCGAAUUUAGUGGACUUGCUCAUUCAUCAAGUGAAGUAGUCAUUGUUUAACCAAUCUGCUCGUAUGCCAGAUUGUUUGUGCUUUUCUUAUUUUGUCUCGCUCUAAAUAGAAUGACUCUCUUAGUUA
Solanum tuberosum (potato) is the source of this 891-nucleotide messenger RNA. Its product is annotated as DNA-directed RNA polymerases II and V subunit 8A-like. Lineage: Eukaryota; Viridiplantae; Streptophyta; Magnoliopsida; Solanales; Solanaceae. Bases 78 to 515 code for a protein of 145 amino acids. The record is from RefSeq and is a predicted model, not a curated record. Gene Ontology annotation, biological process: DNA-templated transcription. Gene Ontology annotation, cellular component: RNA polymerase III complex; RNA polymerase I complex; RNA polymerase II, core complex. The transcript is spliced from 5 exons.